Molecule: messenger RNA, 732 nt
Organism: Mesorhabditis belari
Lineage: Eukaryota; Metazoa; Nematoda; Chromadorea; Rhabditida; Rhabditidae
Source: the annotation of a GenBank genome assembly
AUGGCUUGUGCCGCUUUUCUCCUCAUCUUCACCGUCCUCGUCAUUCUGCCAAAUCUCUCAGAAAAUUGUGCAAGUAACGGGGUCUGCGGUGGAUAUGGCGGUUGCCCUCCACCCCCACAACCCUCAUCAUGUUCAUGUCCUGGUUCGUAUGGAUGUGGACGAUUUGGAUGUUAUCGAACGAGGGCAAGGGGAUCAAAGCUUUUCGUGCCACACCGAAGCCGUUCGCGCAUCUCGAAGCUCGAAGCAGACCGAGAAAUACUAAGGAAAAAACUGCAAGAGAAAACGCAAAGUGGAUCGGAUAAUCUCCUUAGCGAAAUCUCAGAGACAGCGGCCGCAAUUCAAAGAAGUUCACAUGGACAACCAUUUAACCCAAAUCGAGCUUUCAUGGAGUGUUGCCUGGAUCGAAAACUUCCGGAUGCUUGCCUUCAAAAGUGCAACUUUAAUUCGUACAAUAAAGAUGCGUUAACAAAAAUGUACUUCAAACAGGACGCAUGCCCGCUUGCAGCCAUGUCCGAGAUUCAAUUCUGCGCUGCAAUGGGCCGUGAUCACACCGAGUGCUGUGCUCGAAAUGGAGUCACCACAACGCUAGCCGGCUCAAAAUGUCUUCUCUUUUGUGAUCAGAAACCUGGCCGUGUCACUCCACUUGAUCUCAGCUAUGUUCCAUGUUUUGAUCGUUUUGAAAGCAUGAAAUCAUGUUUCUGGCAUGAGCUCUCUACAUUCUACAGAAUUCGA